AUGUGGAGCCUGGCCCCAGCCAGGCUGGAACAUCUCCCCGAAUUCUCCAGGGCGUACAAAGUAAGGGACUCUGCCCAGUCCUUCCUGACAGUCCACGUCCCUCUCUCCGUGUCCUACAUCUGUGUGACGGCACCGAGGGGCUGGGCUUCCCUGGAGCACCGCACCAAGAUGGAGUUCUCCUUCUUCUACGACACCGUUCUCUGGAGGACAGGGAUCCAGACGGACAGCGUGCUCUCGGCCCGCCUGCAGAUAAUCCCCAUCUACAUCCGCGAGGACGGACGGCUGGUCAGCGAGUUCAGGACGCAGGCCAAGUUCAGAGCGCUGUUUGUCACGGAGCACCACAGCCUGCCAGAUGUCAGGUCCUCUUUGAGAACUCCAGAGCACCUGGGAGGCAUCGAAUUUGACCUGCAGCUGCUGUGGAGUGCUCAGACUUUUGAUUCUCCCUACCAGCUCUGGAGAGCAACCAGCUCCUACAACAGGAAGGAUUACUCUGGAGAAUACACCAUGUUCCUGAUCCCCUGCACGGUGCAGCCCACGCAGCCGUGGGCAGAGCCUGGAGCCAAGCCCCUGCCCUGCACGGCUCACGCUCCCGAGCGGUUUUUGAUCCUGAUCACCUUCCAGCAGACAAGCCGCCCAGUUCCAGUUGUUUACUCCCAGAACGCAAGAGUUUCAGAUCUGUAACGACGAGAAGGUUUUUCUAAUGGACCCCACCAAAUCGGAAAGGUCUCUGGCAGAAAUGGAUUACAAGGGGGGCUUUUUCCAAGGGUAGGAUUUACCUCUCCUCUUCUGCUUGUGCCCAGCGUUUCUGCUUUCACAGCUUCCAUUCCCUGGAGAGGAAAGGGCAAAACCCACAGGUAGCUUUGCCUCUUCUACAGCAAUCAUUGACAUCUUACAGCCCUGUGAAAGAGCAGCGUGCUCUGGCACCGCGUUUUGUCACUCCCACCCACCGAGCCCUUCCCAAACAACCCAAACCCUUCUGAACACGGACACUUGGCUCUAGCAGCGUUUUCCUGCUUGGGAAAUUUCACCUGCCCCUCUUUGUCCCGACCUCCCCAGGGCAGAUCCUGUAGGGGCACGUGCUCUGGCACCCGGAACAAAACCUCAACGCUGCUUACAAGCUGCAGCUGGAGAAGGUCAACCUGUGCACAGGCAGGGAUGGCUACGUGCCCUUCCUCGACCCCACGGGUACCGUCUACAACGAGGGGCCCCGGUACGGCUGCAUCCAGCCCAACAAGUACCUGAAACACCGAUUCCUCCUCCUGGACCAAAACCAGCCAGAAGUGAGGGAUAAGUAUUUCCACGAUGUGCCUUUUGACGCCCACUUUGCUUCCCAGCUGUCCGAGUUCCACUCGGUGAGCAGCAUGCCCGGAGUUGAUGGAUUUACUCUCAAGGUGGACGCUCUCUACAAGGUAUGUAGUACCCAGUGCUUUUGGUAGCCCAAAAUGGACUUCUCUGUCCAGGACCUCCCAAACACUUGGUGAAUUGUAGACUCUGGGCCUUCAGAAUUCACCUCUGAUACAAGAAAUGAAGAUUAGGAUGUUAGUCCCGUAAUUUCAUUUGU
Poecile atricapillus (Black-capped chickadee) is the source of this 1561-nucleotide messenger RNA. Its product is annotated as extracellular matrix organizing protein FRAS1-like. The record is from RefSeq and is a predicted model, not a curated record. NCBI's taxonomy places the organism in Eukaryota, Metazoa, Chordata, Aves, Passeriformes, Paridae. Bases 1 to 681 code for a protein of 226 amino acids. The transcript is spliced from 7 exons.